AGUUGAUUGUCCGACAGCACAGUUGGAUAUUGUAGCUAUGGUUCGCAAAAUAUUAAUUUGUCUUCUAUUUAUUUACGGAGUGAACUGCACAUGCACAAGAGUAGCGCUGACGUGUCAGCAAAUAAAGCAUUUCGUGGAUGGACACAACCUGCAUCGGCAGGACGCGGCGUUUGGACACAUUCCCCGUCAGCCCGCUGCUGCAAAUAUGAACGCUUUGGUUUGGGACGAGGAGCUCGCGGAGAAGGCCGCGCGAUGGGCCGAGAAUGGAUUGUUCGCGCACAACCCCGACAGGACAGUGCCUUCCAAAAGGUGGGAACAAAUUGGAGAAAAUGUUUUCUAUUCGACCAUCUACUCGCCGGUGGGGUCGGUGGUGCCGAACCUUGCCGAGGCUAUGAAUGGCUGGUUCAGCGAGUUCAUGAACUAUAACUUCGAGCCGUAUUCGUUGGAAAUCGCUCAGGCAGUUGGACACUACACACAGAUGGUGUGGGCCGAAUCAACAAAAAUUGGUUGUGGUAUUUCUCAAAAAAGAGAAAACGGAUUUGUGACCACGCUUUUUGUAUGUGAUUAUGGUCCAACUGGAAACUUUAUCGGAGAGACUCCGUAUAAAGCAAGCCCGACGAGAGGAUAUUUGCAUUGCGGCAACGAGGACUGUAAAAGGCAAUAUGGAGCUUACUGUUGAUUAUUUAUUUUUGUUAAUUAUGUUGCCAUAAUUAAAAACUUACGGCUUAUGAAACCGCCCUAGUUGAGCAAUCAUUUAUACCGUUGUUUACAAGUUUGUCUAGUAAUUAACUGCUUCGAUGUUCAGUAAUUGCGUUGUCUAUUUGUUUUGCUGUCAAACUGUUGGCAGUGUUUAAUGUGUGAAUUGUGAAACUGUAUACAUAAAUUAAAGGUUUAUUCAGAA
Ostrinia nubilalis (European corn borer) is the source of this 901-nucleotide messenger RNA. Its product is annotated as venom allergen 5 2-like. Gene Ontology annotation, cellular component: extracellular region. The transcript has 6 exons. Bases 38 to 679 code for a protein of 213 amino acids. The record is from RefSeq and is a predicted model, not a curated record. Lineage: Eukaryota; Metazoa; Arthropoda; Insecta; Lepidoptera; Crambidae.